UUCCGUUGCUCCACAAUCGCUCCGAUUUCAAAGAUUUCCACCACUUAAAUUUUCUGGUUUUGUGACUUGUUAUUGCACGAUCGAAAUGUCUUCCCCGAGCAAGAGGCGAGAGAUGGAUGUGAUGAAGUUGAUGAUGAGCGAUUACGUAGUGGAAACACCAAACGAUCGGCUGAACGAGUUUAGCGUGGAGUUUCACGGUCCAAAAGAAAGUGUUUAUGAGGGCGGUGUGUGGAAAGUUCGUGUUGAACUCCCCGACGCUUAUCCUUACAAAUCUCCUUCAAUCGGAUUCGUGAACAAGAUCUUCCACCCCAAUGUCGAUGAACUGUCGGGUUCCGUUUGCUUGGAUGUCAUAAACCAAGCCUGGAGUCCAAUGUUCGAUCUUUUAAAUAUUUUCGAAGUUUUCCUUCCUCAGCUCUUGCUUUACCCGAAUCCUUCGGAUCCACUAAAUGGUGAUGCGGCUUCAUUGAUGAUGAAGGAUAAGCAGCAGUACGAAGAGAAAGUCAAAGAGUACUGCGAGCGUUAUGCGAAGAACAACAGCAAAUCCGCAGGUGAAGAAGAGGAGAGCGGUGAGGAAGAUAUCAGUGACGGGCAAUACACUUCGAGUGACGAUGACGAGAUUCCCGGGCAUGCGGAUUUAUGAGGGCGAUUGGUUGUUUAUCAGUUAGGCUUCUUCACGAUACUUACUAGUUGUAUUAUAAAGGUUUUAUAACCAUCAAACUCAUGUUUGAACUCCCGAUUGUCGAUGUUGUAACUACGAAACCGUCUUCAAACUUGUAUACAAGAUACCGAACACCGCAAAUGUAGAUUAUUCGGAAUUCAAAUGUGGUUAUAUUGAGUGAAUUCAAUGGGGGCUGAAUCCCUUUUUGUUCU
Messenger RNA from Cynara cardunculus var. scolymus (artichoke), 870 nucleotides. RefSeq names its product ubiquitin-conjugating enzyme E2-23 kDa-like. Gene Ontology annotation, biological process: ubiquitin-dependent protein catabolic process; protein polyubiquitination. The transcript is spliced from 7 exons. Gene Ontology annotation, cellular component: nucleus. The record is from RefSeq and is a predicted model, not a curated record. Lineage: Eukaryota; Viridiplantae; Streptophyta; Magnoliopsida; Asterales; Asteraceae. Bases 86 to 640 code for a protein of 184 amino acids. Gene Ontology annotation, molecular function: ubiquitin conjugating enzyme activity.